Oryza brachyantha (malo sina) is the source of this 351-nucleotide messenger RNA. RefSeq lists its product as uncharacterized. The transcript is spliced from 2 exons. NCBI's taxonomy places the organism in Eukaryota, Viridiplantae, Streptophyta, Magnoliopsida, Poales, Poaceae. The coding region runs from base 46 to 348 and encodes 100 amino acids. The record is from RefSeq and is a predicted model, not a curated record.
CAGAACAGCAGAAUCUCUAGCUAGCCAAAGAAGCUAAGCAUAGCAAUGGCACUCCGACGAGCACUAGGAUGGUCAGAAGGGGAGGUAAUGCGCCCAGAGUCUAAGCCUUGCUCCCGGUUGAUGCGACAGACUGCUGGUGUCUUCUCUGUUGGCGGUAGCCUUGCUUUCUGGGUGCUCUGCCGCCUUCACUAUGGUCCAAGGAUAACGGUUCCAAGGAGUCUCAGGUGGGCAUCGUGCGGAGCAAUCUCUGUGAGCUCGGCGUCGGCAUUGCUCGUGCGGCUCUUCAGCCCAGAGUGUGAGCCACAGAAUAUAGCAGCUUAUGACAAACAUGGACCCAUGACUGGAUAGUAU